AUGCCUUCCAACUCGAAACGAUCAGCUGCCAUGCCGACAAGCUCAUCGGGUCAAAACCCUUCCACCAGCACAGCUAAGCAGACCGCCACAACCCCAGCCUCCACCACAGCCAAUGCUAGCAGCACCACGUCGACAAUGCCACCUGUAGAAGGCGCCCCAACCGUCAACCGGAAGAAGCAAAAGAGGCGGCAGAAACAAGCUGCUCGUUUAGCCGCGGAGCAACAACGAAGCGAUCUGUCGACCCCCACAAACAGAAACGGCCAGGAUGGCAGUGAUGACUACGAUAACGGCGUCAGACAUGGACACUCUGGCAAUUCAACGCAACACAAACCUAAUGAGAGUGAAUCGAUAGAAAACCCGGAGGCAUGGUAUUCGGACGACGACCAGAACUUUCCACGCAGCCAAGCUGAAAGCCAUCAUCACCAUAAUAAUAACAGCAAUAAUAAUAUAGAUCAUUCCCAAAACAAUACCGCCAAAGGGAAGAGCAAAAAGAAGAAAGGCAAAAAGGGUCGGAAUGGAGGUCAACCCACCGAAGGAAGCUCCACGUCUCACUCAACACCUCCGCCGCCGCCUCUUACCUCUUCAACACGUCCUACUGGAGUCCCUCCGCCCCUCGUCAGCGCCUAUCGGUCAGCCCACAGGAUAUCAAAAGAUCGAAUAUGGAAUACGUCAACCCACGAAGAGCGGGAGAAUAUUAAAGAGUUUUGGCUACAGCUGGGCGAAGAGGAGCGCCGUUCGCUAGUAAAAGUUGAAAAGGAAGCUGUUUUACGGAAAAUGAAGGAGCAGCAGAAGCAUUCGUGUAGCUGCACAGUAUGUGGCAGGAAACGCACAGCCAUUGAGGAGGAGCUGGAGGUAUUAUACGACGCAUAUUAUGAAGAGCUGGAACAGUAUGCCAACAAUAACCAGGCCUCCUUUGAGAACGGCACUUCGCUCCGGCUACCCCCCCGCCUAUACCAAACUCCCAUUCGAUCCCUACACCAUCACCAUCCUCACCUACCUAGCGCCCAACAUCCAUCACGAGGAAGAGUACACGAACUGCCAGAUGAUGAUGAGGAUGAGGAGCUAGACGAAGAUUAUGAAGAUGAAGAUGAAGAUGACGAGGAACCCUAUAGUGACGAGGAUCUCGAUGUUGAUGCUAGAACAACCCGGGCCGACUUCUUUGCCUUUGGAAAUAGUCUAACAGUGAAGGACGGAAUCCUGACUGUGGCGGACGAUUUACUAAAAAACGAUGGAAAGCAUUUUAUUGAUAUGAUGGAACAGUUAGCGGAACGGCGGAUGCAGCGUGAGGAAGAGACGCAAUACAUCACGUCAGCGGCACAUCCAUCAAUGCAAGCAGGUCAUAAUCACGGGGCGCCGUUAGAUGACGAAGAUUACGAGGAUGAUGAGGAUGAAGAAUAUGACAGUCAAGAAGAGGAUGAAUUUGAGGAAGAUGAAAUGGAUGCUAUGACAGAGGAGCAGCGAAUGGAAGAGGGCCGACGGAUGUUCCAGAUAUUUGCCGCUAGGAUGUUUGAGCAACGGGUUUUAACUGCUUAUCGAGAGAAAGUCGCACGUGAACGACAGUUACGGCUCAUAGAGGAACUUGAAGAAGAAAACCGGCUUGACGAAGAGCGUGAAGCAAAGAAGGCCAAGGAAGCCCAGAAGAAAAAAGACAAGAAGAGGUUACAGAAACAGGCCAAGGAUGAGGAGAGAGCUAGACGAGAGGCUGAACGGGCUGCCGAGCUUGCUGCUCAAAAGGCUGCUGAAGAGGCAAAACUCAAGGAACAGCAACGGAAGAAAGAGGAGCAACGCAAGAAAAAGGAGGCGGAGAAGAAAGCCCAAGAGGAAGAGAGACUCCGGAAAGAAGCAGAACGGCAAAAACGGCUGAAGGAGGAGCGUGAGCGGCAAGCGGAGGCCGAGAGAAAGCAGCGAGAACAAAAGGAGAGAGAAAAAAAGAAGCGCGAGGAAGCCAAAAAGAAAGAGCGAGAGGAGCGGGAAGCCAAAGAAAAGGAGCAGCGGGAGCGGAAAGCCAGGGAGGAACGUGAGCAGAAGGCCAAAGCGGAACAGGAGAAACGAGGGAAAGACGCUGCAGCUAAGGCUGACCGCGAGCAAAGCAGACGGGAGGAAUCUGGCUCCGUUCAACCAGAGCAACAUCUACCCGCUCAAAAUCCAAAGCGAACCUCGCAACCAGGAGUGACCCAUUUUCCGCCUGGCCUUCAUCAUCCACAGCCACCAAACUUGCUCCAAUCGCCCCAUUUCCAAGUUGCUACACCUGUUAUACCAAAGGCACCGACUCCCGUUCGAGCUCGACAGGCUUCCCAACAAGGAUCUCAUGCUUCCUCGCCUCGUUCACAGCCUGCAUACGCAGACACCUUGCAAACUUCGAUCUCUCCAGGAGCUGCGCAUUCAUCUGGUGCUUCCAGCGUUGUGUCGAAUAAGGGGAUGACUCCACAUCUAAACAACUUUCAUCAACCACAGCCGUCAACACCUAUGUCACCUUUAGGAGGGCCGGGUCGUGGCCAACCACCACCAGGGUUCAAUGCUCUACCAAGUCUAAAUGGUAUCCCCGGGGCCGGAGUGCCAGGAAUGGGGCAUCGUGGUUCUCUAGGCCAUGAAUCUUCCAUGUAUCCGAAUCAGCAUAACCCCAUUGCAAGUCCGUUCAGAGGCAUCGGAUCGCCAGAAGGACUCUCUGUUCCACCAGGGAUCGUCCCAAGACAUCCCACUCAGAGCAGAGGUUUUGGCAUGGAGCCAAGUCAUGCCGCCCUACCAUUCCAUUCUUCAUUAAUGUCGGGCACUCUUGGUCCACAACCCAUUCAGAUACCUCGGGAGAAUCUUUCUCAUGGACAUGGACACACUGGACAGCUCUCCUCGUCGAUUGAUAGGAACCAUAACGAGCCUCUUCCCCUGAAUCAACCCAUAGGGUCUCGCCCUGCCCCUAUUCAACGCCCGUCAAGCAUUGUUCACGACCAUGGAAAAGAACGCUCAAAGUCGAGCCAGCCAGAUAUCGAUGAUCUUAGUACUCAACUAGGCAGCAGCGCAUUGUUGGAUGAUACGGACCUUCCACUUAAUACCGGCCCUUCGCAGCCAAUACCAGCUCCAGGAAGAAUGGCAUUCGGGACUACCCCUCUAUUCUCUGAAUCGCUGGGUUGUCCAACAUGGUCCAACAAUGCUUUCGGUGUAAUUGGAAGGCCUCACCACACUCAUACUCCGAGACCAGUCACCAUCCGUCUACUCGUCAGCCAAGCAUGCAAGAAGCUCUCUGCAAUCUCACCUGAAGGCUCCGGUUUCCAUAGCACCAGCCAAGUCUUACGCCAGAUCGAACAGCUAAAUCCCCCGCUUGACGUUCCAAUCAGCCUAGAAGAGAUAGUUGAUAUCUGUGAUACAGAAGGUAAUUCACAGAACGGUGGCGGCUCACUUAUCAUCGAUUAUGCCGGGCCCCGAGGGACCUUCAUCAAAUUCGAACCCGAUAGCGCGAGCCCAUUGUCCGGUACCAUGCCUAACACUUCCCCUGGUGACAUUGGCAGUCCUGUCCCAAGAAACAGCUACCCUGCGCACAUAGGUAGCGGUGGCAGCGUUGGUGGAUCCGGCGGCUCUAACCCCAGAUAUUUUUCUUCAGCCAAUGUUCCCCCUCCCACCGGAUGCUAA
Messenger RNA from Microsporum canis CBS 113480, 3621 nucleotides. RefSeq names its product caldesmon. Bases 1 to 3621 code for a protein of 1206 amino acids. The transcript has 5 exons. The record is from RefSeq and is a predicted model, not a curated record. NCBI's taxonomy places the organism in Eukaryota, Fungi, Ascomycota, Eurotiomycetes, Onygenales, Arthrodermataceae.